This is a messenger RNA of Pisolithus orientalis, 2646 nucleotides long. RefSeq names its product pre-mRNA splicing factor component-domain-containing protein. Gene Ontology annotation, cellular component: spliceosomal complex; Prp19 complex. The transcript is spliced from 9 exons. The coding region runs from base 42 to 2528 and encodes 828 amino acids. NCBI's taxonomy places the organism in Eukaryota, Fungi, Basidiomycota, Agaricomycetes, Boletales, Pisolithaceae. The record is from RefSeq and is a predicted model, not a curated record. Gene Ontology annotation, biological process: mRNA splicing, via spliceosome.
CAGUUAUUGCUUUCGCAUCCUCGUCGCGCCUGUACACUACAAUGGUUCGAAUAAUCAUCAAGGGAGGUGUCUGGAAGAACACCGAGGACGAAGUCCUCAAGGCUGCGAUAGCCAAGUACGGAAAGAACCAAUGGGCACGAAUAUCUUCCUUGCUCGUCCGCAAGACCCCAAAACAGUGCAAAGCGAGGUGGUACGAGUGGCUGGACCCGUCAAUAAAAAAGACAGAAUGGUCAAAGACAGAAGACGAGAAACUCCUUCAUCUCGCAAAGCUUAUGCCAACACAGUGGCGCACGAUCGCUCCCAUUGUUGGUCGAACAGCUACGCAAUGUCUAGAACGCUACCAGAAACUGUUGGACGAGGCUGAAGCCGAAGAGAACGAGGAGUUGGGAUUGACCGGUCCCAAGGAUACUGGCCCGAGUGCGGACGACGUCAGGCGGCUUCGACCAGGCGAAAUCGACCCUGAUCCAGAGACGAAACCAGCUCGACCAGAUCCUAUCGAUAUGGACGAGGAUGAGAAGGAGAUGCUGUCGGAAGCUCGCGCUCGUCUUGCGAACACUCAAGGCAAGAAGGCGAAGCGGAAGGCUCGCGAGCGUCAACUUGAAGAGGCAAGGCGCUUAGCCGUUCUGCAAAAGAAACGCGAGUUGAAGGCCGCUGGUAUCAUUAUGCGCCAUAAGACCAAAUUAAGGGGCAUGGACUAUAAUGCGGACAUUCCGUUUGAAAAGAAACCGGCACCGGGUUUCUAUGAUACGUCGGAAGAACAAGCUCGUGUCACUUCUGCUCCCAUUGGCCAAUCCCUGCGACGCCUGGAAAACAAGCGCAAAACCGACGAUGAAGAAGCCGAGCGCCGGAAACGACAGCGUCGCAACGAAAAAGAAGGUCAGAGUUCAGGUCACCAGACGAAAUUCGUUCCUGCGCGUGAUGCACAAAUCCAGAAGCUGAAGGAGGCGGACAGCAUCGGUCGACGGAGAAAGCUGGAGUUGCCAAGUGCACAAGUGGGCGAGGCUGAGCUGGAGGAGAUCGUCAAAAUUGGGCAGACGGGAGAAAACGCGAAAGCUUUGGUUAAUGGAGGAAGUGAGGCGACCUCUAAGCUCCUAGGCGAGUACGAGGGGUUGGACAGUGCUAGAAUGGCGCGCACGCCCCGGACUGCCCCACAACAGGAUAAUGUGAUGCUGGAGGCUCGCAACCUACGUAAUAUGACCAUAGCACAAACACCACUUCUAGGUGACGAGAAUACCCCACUGCACCCGACUGGCGAUGGCACAGGCUUUGAAGGUGCCACUCCUCGCCACCAGGUUGCAUUUACGCCUAACCCUCUUGCAACCCCACUGCCCGGUGAUACUAUCGAUGGCAAGUCCAUGGCUGGUGCAACACCUUUGCGCACUCCUAUGCGGGAUACCCUUAGCAUUAAUCCGGCUACCGGCAUGGUGACGGGGGGCGAAACACCUCGAGAGCAACGACUCCGCGUGGAUUCUGCAAAGCGUACGCUCAGGGCAGGGUUUAUGAGUUUGCCGAAGCCAGAGAACAACUUCGAAUUGCUCGUACCUGAGGACGAGGAGGAAGACCCAGCAGAGCAAACGCCUGCUAUCGAAGAAGAUGCCGCACAGCGGGACGCUCGGCUGAAACGCAUACGCGAAGAGGAAGAAAGGAAGACACUGGCAAGGCGUUCGAAAGUUGUUCAGCUCAGCCUUCCUCGGCCUGCCCGGGUUAACGUAGAGCAGUUGAUGCGCAACCUCAAUCUUGGAGCGGACGAUGAUUUGGCAGACGCGAGGAAGUUAAUUAAUGCUGAGAUGGCAAGUCUCAUGCUCCAUGAUUCUAUUGCUCACCCUUUACCCGGCACCAACCUCCCUGGUAGCACCAUCUCCUCCUACGUCCUCCCGCCGGACGAGGACAUAGCAAGAGCUAAAUCCAUGGUUCACUUCCAACUCGCUACUUCAAUCGGUUUCCCGGCUGCCACAGAAGCUCAGGUAAAAGAGGGACUUCAGACCCUCUCCAAGAACGAAGAGGUUGACGAGGCUUGCUCGUGGGCGCAUCAACGGCAACGGCUAGCGUUCGACCCCCACAGCAGAACGUGGGUCGAUCCUCAGAGUCUCUCUCUUGAGGACAGAAUUGCCGGGUACAACACGCUACUCCGGGAAUGCGGGGAGCAGAUGACGAAGGAAGACAGCAAGACUUCCAAGAUCGAAAAAAAACUGGGCAUAACGCUUGGCGGCUACCAAGUGCGGUCGAAAGCAUUGGUAGAACGACUUACCGAUGCGUUCGACGAGCUCGUGAAAACAAAGCUCGACUAUGAAAGCUUCGCGAGGUUGGCGUCGAGCGAAGCAGUGGCUGGUCCCCGCAGAUUAGAAUCCCUCAAAGAAGAAGUUGAUGUCCUUGCACGGCGUGAGAGGUUGCUACAGGAGAGGUAUGCAGAGCUGGAACGAGCGCGGCGGGAUGCGGAGUCGAGGGUGGCGGCUCUGGAAGAGAAGCUUAUGGAGGAGGCGGAGGCACUGAACGAGGCUGCUCUUGCAGAGACGGAAGUCAGUACAUGAUUGACGUGUUUUCUUAUGCAUCUAUGUAUUGGUGGAAUCUGCCUGUACUGUACGUAUCGUCGAUGCCGGUACACUUGUUGGCACAGGGGAAUUGCUAGAAAUGGAAUAUUGCCAUGUG